This is a messenger RNA of Chironomus riparius, 1116 nucleotides long. The record is from the annotation of a GenBank genome assembly. Lineage: Eukaryota; Metazoa; Arthropoda; Insecta; Diptera; Chironomidae.
AUGUUGAAUCUUAAAAACAUACUAAUCUUCCUCAUAAUUUUCACCUCAAGUUGUCACUCAACAUACAUCAAAACCGAUGAAAUGAUUGUCAAUGAACCUCCAUCAGAAUCUGAACCUACCGAAAGACUUCCAACAACAACAAUUAAUAUUAAAGACAUUCUCGAUGGAAUUGUCAAAGAAGAAUCACAGAGAGUUGAGGAAUUAAAAGCAAUGUUCACUGAAAAUGAUUCGAUUCCACAAUCAGCAGAAGCGUCUAUUUCUAAAGAACUUAACUCUGAUGAGACAAAGCCAAUUUUCACAGGAGACGUUUUUGAGAUUCAUUUGACAAUUAAGCACAACUGGAGUGACGAUUUUGUGGAUCCAAAAUCAAAGAAAUUUACAGAUUUAUCAAAAUUAAUCGACACAGAUUUGAUCAGUUUUUUCGACAAUCAACUAAACAAAGAUAAUUCAAUAAAGCGAGGAAGCUUCAUGCUCAAAAAUGUUCUACCAAGUUCCACGGAUAGUUACAUUUAUGUAACGUUCAUUGCUGAGUCUUCUGAAAAUGUUACAGGACAGAUUAUGUACGAAAAGAUUGAAAAUUGGUUGCUACUUUACAACAAGUUUUAUGAGCUGGAAUUUUUAAGUAACGGUUUUGAAUUUAAGGCAUUGACAAAUGAAGAAUUGAAGAAAUUCGAUGGACAUAUUGAAUGUGACAAUCAAUUCUGCAAUCCAACACCAGAACAGUCCACAAAAGCUUCAAACCUUUUCCCAAAAGAAUCAGAAACAACAGAAGAACUUCCUGAACUUUUACUUCAAUCCGCAUCAACAGAAGAGUGCAAACCAAAUGAAAAAAUCAACCGAGGAUCAACAUCAAUUUACAUCUUUGACAAUAAUCAUGAAUGUGUUGAUAACGUGAAGAAACGAUCACUUUUGUCAAACUCGCAGCAAUGCAGUGGAGCUUCUCAGAAUAGAGACAUUGAAAACGAAUCGUCGAAUGGAAGUGAAAACUAUGAUGAAUUAGUGGUCGCAGCUAGUGAAAAUUAUCCUCAAACUAGUAAAGUUGAUGAUGCUAAAGAUGAUGAAGUUAUUGUUGUGGUGCGAAAGCGUGGAGAUAAAGUGUUUAUUGAAAUUUAAAAU